AAAACCCAUUUCUCUUUUCCAAAAAGUUCAUUACCUUAUCUUUAAUCCCAAUUCUUAGAACCCAUAAACCAAAGUAAACUUUCAAUAAAUUUGUAGACAAGAAAUCGAAUCGAAUCGAAUCGUUUUCUCCGAGAAUUCCCAUUUGUUCGAAUUCCCAUUCUCCAAUCCAAUCCAAUCACCUUCUUCAUCUUCUUCCACCCCCUUUUUUCACAUUUCUUCACAAUUUGCAUCUUUCAAUGGCGGAAGAUUUCGCCAAAGCCGUUGAUGAUGGUCUUCGCCUCUCCAAAAGACUCUACUUCGGUAAAGACCGAGCUGUUGCGCCACCCAGAUCGUUCCCCACCAUGGAUAGGAUGGAUCAUUCAUUUCUCCCUACGGCUCCCAUGGUUUAUGCUGUAAUUCAUGAUCCUGGAAUCGUUGAUAAUCCCGAUAUUCCAAGCUACCAGCCUCAUGUUCAUGGCCGCUGUGACCCACCGGCUUUGAUUCCGCUUCAGAUGAAUGCAGUUGAGCUUCAGGCUGAUUGUUAUUUGGAUAAAGCGAUUAUUCGGAUUACUGGCUCUUGGAGGGUCCAUUGCGUUAUGGGUAGCCGGAGUUGUGAUUGCCGCAUUGCAAUUCCUAUGGGGGAACAGGGUUCAGUUCUAGGUUGUGAGGUAGAUGAUCCUAGAAAAUCAUAUCGCACUUCACUUAUUGCACUUGAAGAUAAAAGUAAAAAUGCUUCGGAGAAACCGGAACGAGUAGACGGAGGUUUCCUGACUCCUAAUAUCUUUACCCUCACAAUACCACAGGUUGAUGGGGGCACCACUUUGUCUAUUACCAUGACUUGGUCUCAAAAACUACUGUUCAACUCAUCUGGCGAUCUCUGCUUGGAUGUUCCUUUUACUUUUCCUCAUUAUGUCAUUCCUGCAGGGAAGAAAAUGUCGAAAAAGGAGAAGAUAGUGUUAAAUAUAAAUGUUGGUUCCGCAGUUGAGGUUUCGUGCAAGACAACGAGUCAUCCUUUAAAGGAAUCAAUGAGAAAACCUGGAAAGCUGAGCUUUGUAUACGAAUCGGAAGUUCUCGUGUGGUCAAAAUCUAAUCUUAGCUUCUCAUAUAGUAUUUCUUCAAGUCAAAUAUCCGGUGGUAUUCUCCUACAAUCUCCUCCCGUUGAUGAUGCUGAUCAAAGAGAGAUGUUCUGCAUGUACUUGUAUCCGGGAAAGGACAAAGGAAAGGUGUUCAGAAAGAAGAUAGUGUUUGUUGUUGACGUAAGUGGAAGUAUGCAAGGCAAGGCACUUGACGAUGUGAAAAAUGUACUAUCCACAGCAUUGAGUAAGCUUCCUCCAGAAGACAUGUUUAAUAUUAUUGCUUUCAACGAGGACACUCGUCAAUUCUCAGAAUCCAUGGAGAUGGCCACCAUGGAUGCUGUUGAAAGGGCCCUUCAGUGGAUCAAGAUGAAUUUUGUUGCAAGGGGUGGCACCGAUAUUUUACUUCCAUUAACAAAGGCAACUGAGAUGCUGAAUGAUGGGGGUAAUGGAGAUUCAGUUCCUAUCAUCUUUCUUGUUACUGAUGGUGCUGUCCACAACGAGAGACAUAUUUGUGACGUGAUGCAGAAAAAUCGAACAAAAAAGCAAUCCAUUCAUCCUCGUAUAUAUACUUUUGGUAUAGGUACAUUUUGCAACCAUUAUUUUCUAAGAAUGCUUGCGAUGAUUGGUAGGGGUCAAUACGAUGCUGCUUAUGACUUGGAUUUGGUUGAACCCCAAUUGCAAAAUUUGUACAAAAGAGCUGCAUCCACUAUUUUUGUUAAUAUAGCCGUGGACACAUUUGAUGAUCUAGAUGAAGUCGAGGUUUACCCUUCCUCAAUUCCGGACCUUUCUUCUGAGAGUCCAAUGACGGUAUCUGGCAGAUACCGUGGAAAAUUUCCAGAGGUUGUCAAGGCAAGAGGCCUCUUAGCCAAUUUAGAUAACAUUGUCUUAGACCUGAAUGUACAAGAAGCAAAGGAUAUACCUAUUGACAAGUUAUUUGCUAAAGAUCAAAUUGAACAACUCACAGCUGAGGCUUGGUGUUCAGAAAAUAAACAACUGGUGGAAAUGGUCAAAAAGAUGAGCACGAAAAUGGGUGUGCUGAGUGAGUAUACUCAAAUGAUCAUAUUUCAGAAUGUAGAUAAAGUCAUUGAAUCAAUUAAAGUGCAACAGAAGAAAAACGCUUAUGAGAAAAUGGUAGCACCAAAAGGUGACAAAAUGCUGCUGUUACCACUCUUUGGUGUUGGCUUUGGAAACUUGGAAGCAACAUCUGACAACACUCCUCUCGGAAACGGCGAAAGAAAGCCCGAGGCAGCGGAAAUAUUCGCCAAAGCAGCUUCUAAUUGUUGUGGCAAACUGUGUAGCUUCUGCUGUUGCCCCUGCUGCAUAGAAGCCUGCUCUAGAAUGAAUAACCAAUGUGCAAUUUUGUUGACACAACUUUGUACCGCUUUGACCUGCUUCGGUUGUUUCGACUGCUGUCUAGAGAUGUGCUGCGACAAUCGAAGUGCCUCAUAGGUACCCCUGAAACAAAAUUAUUUAUACAAGGUUUGUUUGUUUGUUGGUCUGCA
Messenger RNA from Cucumis sativus (cucumber), 2557 nucleotides. Its product is annotated as inter-alpha-trypsin inhibitor heavy chain H4. The transcript has 13 exons. Lineage: Eukaryota; Viridiplantae; Streptophyta; Magnoliopsida; Cucurbitales; Cucurbitaceae. The record is from RefSeq and is a predicted model, not a curated record. The coding region runs from base 237 to 2504 and encodes 755 amino acids.